GCGUGCGCGCUCCCGGACGGGCACCGACUGACUGACUGUGUGCGUGUGCGCGUGUGGGUUUUACACUGAUUGGCUGCACCGUGACCGCGUGCACGUGAGGGAAGCCGCUUAUAUUGGCCGCGCAGGCUCGCGCUCAGCAACAGUUUCCCACUCCGCCGGUACCCCCGAGGGCACGCGCGGACGAGGAGCGCACGAGGCGACAAGUAACGGUUAGAAAAAAGCAGAGUCCAUGGCUGCCUCGGCUCUUAGCAGCUGCUUGUGGAUGUUGGUCCUGGGAGCGUGUGUGUCGCUGGUGGUGGGAACAGACUGCGGGAAGGAGUGCGCACUCUGUGUGUACCGUCUGCUGGGACAACAGUCCGCCUUAUCAUCCCUGACAUGCUCUCUUGAGUGCGAUGGCGGGUUGGACAGCCAGAAGCUGCGUCUGUGCCAGGACGUUCUGCUGGAGGAGGAGAACCAGAACCCGCUGGCUCCACAGCAAGACCAGGAGACGCUGGACGCCGCCACGACCGACGAGGAAGACGCGGCCUCACCGGAGCACCAGAUGGCCAAGAAGUACGGCGGCUUCAUGAAGCGCUACGGCGGCUUCAUGUCUCGCCGCUCCCCCUCCUCCUCCCUGGAGGAGGCCGGAAACCAGGACGAGGAGCAAAGCAUCCGCAUGGAGAUCCUAAAGGUCCUCAACGCCGCCACCGAGCACGGCGGCGAGGGGGACGGCCAGGGAGGCGAGGCGGCCAAGCGGUACGGGGGCUUCAUGCGGCGGGCCGAAGGCGGGGCGGCGCAGGGCAACCUGCUGGAGGCGGUGCUGGGCCGGGGGCUGAAGAAGCGCUACGGGGGAUUCAUGAGGCGGGUGGGCCGGCCCGAGUGGCUGGUGGACAGCAGCAAGAGCGGAGGGGUGUUGAAACGGGCUUGGGAGAGCGGCAGUGAGCUACAGAAGAGGUACGGCGGCUUCAUGGACUAGGACGCCACUGUCAGCCACAACCCCAGCUCCAUCUCCCCAGCCUUCUCUUGUCAGCCAAUCACCUUGUAGUCUGGACUUGUUGGUGUUUCAACUGCCCCCCUCUGCCCCCCACUUCCCCCCCUGUGCUAAUUACAUCAUCUGCCUUUGUAUAAUGUGCCGCAGCCUACGUCAUCGGUUCAACUGGUCCUGUAAUGAUGAAAGAAAAAA
Molecule: messenger RNA, 1162 nt
Organism: Salarias fasciatus (jewelled blenny)
Lineage: Eukaryota; Metazoa; Chordata; Actinopteri; Blenniiformes; Blenniidae
Gene: penka
Product: proenkephalin a
Exons: 3
Coding region: 230-955 (241 amino acids)
Biological process (GO): sensory perception; neuropeptide signaling pathway; chemical synaptic transmission
Cellular component (GO): plasma membrane; axon terminus; neuronal cell body
Molecular function (GO): opioid receptor binding
Source: RefSeq, a predicted model, not a curated record